Molecule: messenger RNA, 1331 nt
Organism: Melampsora larici-populina 98AG31
Lineage: Eukaryota; Fungi; Basidiomycota; Pucciniomycetes; Pucciniales; Melampsoraceae
Exons: 4
Coding region: 204-971 (255 amino acids)
Biological process (GO): regulation of endocytosis
Cellular component (GO): endosome
Molecular function (GO): GTP binding; GTPase activity
Source: RefSeq, a predicted model, not a curated record
UUCCUUUCCUUGUCACUUGCUGAGGAUUGAUCUGAAUUCCUUAUCAACUUUUACUUUCGACUUACGCCUACGACUUCAAUCUCAUCAAACGAGCUCAUCUCAAUCAAUCAGAAACCUUCAAAGUGCUUACCUCGAGCGACAAAGAUAGUUUAGUUUUCUUUCUAACAUUAUUGAAUGUGGUGGAUUACGAUUCUUAAAGUGAUAUGGAUCGAAAUCCAACUGAAUUGAUAGAGCCAUAUGACUUUUUACUCAAAUUCAUUGUCAUAGGCGAAUCAGGUACCGGGAAAUCUUCAUUACUUUAUCAUUUCUUAAGAUCUCAACCUCGUCAUCCAUCUCCUCAUACAAUAGGAGUCGAAUUUUCUUCUACGAUCUUAUCAUUACCUUCAGCUUCUUCUUCAUCAUCUUCUUCAAGUUCACAUCCUACUUGUCGUAUGAAACUGCAACUUUGGGAUACAGCUGGUCAAGAAAGGUUUAGAAGUGUCACUCGUAAUUAUUAUCGUGGUGCGGCUGGUGCGAUUUUAGUUUACGAUAUUUCUGAUCGAUCAACAUUUUCAAGUUUAUCAUCUUGGUUAACAGACGCAAGAGCCUUAGCAUCACCACAUUUAGUAGUAGUCUUAGUAGGAAACAAAGUAGAUUUAGAAGAAGAGAAUCGACAAGUAGGAGAAUUAGAAGCAUCAGAUUGGGCUAAAUCACAUGACUGUUUAUUUUUAGAAACUUCUUCUUUAACAGGCGAAUCGGUUUCAUCUCCUUUUUUAUUACUUACUAGAUCUAUUCUUUUGUCAAUUGAAUCUGGUAGGAUUGAUCCUGAUCGGAAUGGUUCAGGUAUUAGUUAUGGUGAAAGAGCUUUGAAGAGAGUUUCUUCUUGGGGUGCAGGGUCGGGUGACGGGUUUGAACUUUCUGGUGGGAAUGGAAUCGGGUUUAGUGGAAAGAAAGUUUUAAGAAUGGUUGGAUUAAAAGGAAAAUGUUGUUAAGAUCCUUUGAUUUUCUGAUCAUCGUCUCUUUCAAUUCUCUUUUCGAGUUUCUAUUCUUGUUGGUUUUGGUUUGAUUUUGGAUAAGGGUUUUUUUUUCUUUGGUCAUGAUGAAGUUUACAAAUUAUCUGCAUGGUGGUUUUAAUUCCUCUUCUUCUUUUUCAUCUUCUUUUCAAGCUCAUGAAUGAAUUUCUUUCAAUUAAUUGUUGUUAUGUGUGUAUAAUAAUACAUUUUCAUUAUAUCAAUAUCCAAACUCACUUUCAGUUAUAUCUUUUUUUUCAAUAUCAUCAAGCAUUGUUUUUUGCAAAAGAUUUAAAAGCUCUUACAAGUUAUUAAACAUAAUUUAUUUACACAUCUCUUGCC